Messenger RNA from Labrus bergylta (ballan wrasse), 2148 nucleotides. Lineage: Eukaryota; Metazoa; Chordata; Actinopteri; Labriformes; Labridae. The record is from RefSeq and is a predicted model, not a curated record.
CUCUGUUUAUGUAUUUCUCUGUUUUACUUUUUUACUGAUUGUUGUUUAUGAGACACACCCUGUCUCUUUAAAAAGCUGUUCUUUGUGUAACGCAGUCAAACCUGAACAUCCAUCCUUCUGUCAGUGAUCUCUACCCGAUGAAACUAUUUCCCUCUUCCCUCCCCGUCACACACCUGCAGGUAUGAGGAUGGGUGUGAACUAUAUACUGUGAAUAACUGGAGCUGAAAAACCUCAUUCAGUGCAGCAAGUCAACAAGAGCAGACGUUUGUUGUCCAUCAGAGCUCUGAAUGUGUUUCUAUCCAGAGAAAGAGGAACUGUUUGUUCGUCACGAUCACUGAGAGGAGAAAUGGCUCAGCGAGGAAACCAACUGGACCGAGAGACAAUCUGCUGUCCCAUCUGUCUGGAUCUCCUGAAGGAUCCGGUGACUACUUCCUGUGGACACAGCUACUGCAUGAAGUGUAUUAAAAGCCACUGGGAUACAGAGGAUGAGAAGAGAGUCUACAGCUGCCCUCAGUGCAGACAGGACUUCAUACCGAGGCCUGUCCUGAGGAAAAACACCAUGUUAGCAGAUUUAGUGGAGGAGCUGAAGAAGACUGGACUCCAAGCUGCUCCUGCUGAUCACUGCUAUGCUGGAUCUGAAGAUGUGGCCUGUGAUGUCUGCACCGGGAGAAAACUAAAAGCCUGUAAAUCCUGUCUGCAGUGUCUGGCCUCUUACUGUGAGAAACAUCUUCAAACUCAUUUAGAAGCAGCUCCAUUAAAGAUACACAAGCUGGUGGAGCCCUCCAAGAAGCUCCAGGAGAACGUCUGCUCUCGUCAUGAUGAGGCGAUGAAGAUGUUCUGUCGUACUGAUCAGCAGUCUAUCUGUUAUCUCUGCUCUGUGGACGAACACAAAGGUCAUGACACAGUCUCAGCUGCAGCAGAAAGGAGCGAGAGGCAGAGAGAGCUCGAGGUGAGUCAACAAAACAUCCAGCAGAGAAUCCAGGACAGAGAGAAAGAUGUGAAGCUGCUCCAACAGGAGGUGGAGGCUAUCAAUGGCUCCGCUGAUAAAACAGUGGGGAACAGUGAGAAGAUGUUCACUGAGCUGAUCCGUCUCAUGGAGAAAAGACGCUCUGAUGUGAAGCAGCAGGUCAGAUCCAAGCAGCAAACUGAAGUGAGUCGAGUCAGAGAGCUUCAGGAGAAGCUGGAGCAGGAGAUCACUGAGCUGAAGAGGAGAGACGCUGAACUGGAGAAGCUCUCACACACAGAAGAUCACAACCAGUUUCUACAUGACUACCCCUCACUGUCACCACUCAGUAAAUCUACACACUCAUCCAGCAUCAAGAUCCGUCCUCUGAGGUUCUUUGAGGAUGUGACAGCAGCUGUGUCAGAAGUCAGAGAUAAACUACAGGACGUCCUGAGAAAGAAAUGGACAAACAUCUCACAGACAGUGACUGAAGUGGAUGUUUUACUGUCAGAACCAGAGCCCAAGACCAGAGCUGAGUUCUUAAAGUAUUCUUCUGACAUCACACUGGAUCUAAACACAGCAAACUCACUGCUGUUAUUAUCUGAUGGGAACAGAAAAGUAACAGCAAUGAGAGAACAACAGUCUUAUUCUAGUCACCCAGACAGAUUCACUGAUUGUUGGCAGGUCCUGAGUAAAGAGAGUCUGACUGGUCGUUGUUACUGGGAGGUGGAGAGGAGAGGAGACGGAGUUUCUGUAGCAGUCACAUACAAGAAUAUCAGCAGAGCAGGGGGCUCAGAUGAAUGUUUGUUUGGAGGUAAUGACAAAUCUUGGAUGUUAGAUUGUUACCACAAUGGAUAUAACUUUUGUUACAACAAAGUCAUCACUCCUGUCUCAGGUCCUCAGUCCUCCAAAGUAGGAGUGUACCUGGAUCACAGAGCAGGUAUUCUGUCCUUCUACAGCAUCUCUAAAACCAUGACUCUCCUCCACAGAGUCCAGACCACAUUCACUCAGCCUCUACAUGCUGGACUCGGGUUAGAUUAUUAUGUUGGAGUCUCUGCUGAGUUGUGUAAACUGAAAUAGACAGAAGUCAUUAACGAGACAGAUGUUUAACUUGCUGUGUUUUAAAUCUUCAACUUGAUUUUUAUUCAUGCUCGUUGCUGACAUCUGAUCGUCGUCACCUGUCAAUCAAACUUCAUGGGCGGUAC